AUGCAGGCCUACUCUGAUCAGGUCACGGGUAGCGACGGCGCUGCUGUUGACGACGCCCAGGGCUUUGGGAGGUCCAAGGCUGUGAUGUCAUACAACACCCUCCUGGGCUCCACCAUCAUCGGUCCUAGUUACAAGUUCACAUCUGACCCUUCAUCCUUGGAGGGUGCCAAGGUCAUGGCAGCCAGCGGCGCCCGGGUCCACAAGUUUUCGGUGGACAAUUGGCUCGACACUGCCAGGACGCGCCGGCCAGCGUCGCUGCUGGAGGCGGUGACCCAGUCGCAGCAGCGAUACGUUGACGUGCUGGACCAGCCCAUGGACAGGUUUGUAUUUUGGGCCUACCCCGUCACAGAUGCGAUCUAUCAGGAGUUUUAUGAUCUGGCCACGUUCCUGAUCAAGCGCUACGCCGGCACUGGAAAAUCAUUCUUCAUUGGCCAUUGGGAGGGAGACUGGGCCAUUCGUGACAAUUACAAGGACCCCAUCAUGCCUGGCCGGGUCGAGUACUGGACCCACAAGCUGUCGGAGGUCCAGAGAGCCAUCGACACAGCAAAGGCAGACGCAGCUGAUCUGGUCAACGGCGGUGCAGGCGUGCGGGUUUGGGGCUACGCAGAGGUCAACCGGGUCCUGACGGCGAUGGGCAACUCGUCCUACCCUGCAUUCAUCAACCAAAUCGUGCCAAACAUCAACCCACCCAUUGACUUCAUCUCCUACUCCAACUGGGAGAUCGAGGAGGCCCAGCAAAGGUCUGCAGAUGAGAUCGGCACAGUUCUGGGGGACGCACUGGACUUCAUCAAUUGCCACUUGCCCCCCAAGCCCUGCGUCCCUGAGCCGCGCGUCUUCGUGGGCGAGUUUGGCUACUUCCUGCGCAACAACAACUGCACUGCGGCUGACGCGCCGCCGGUCAAGGCAGGCCAGGGCCCUCACAUGGACACUACCUCUGAGAUUAUCAAACAGCGCACCCUGUGGCACGCGGCUAGCGCCAUCGCAUGGGGUUCACCCAUGAACUUAUACUGGGAGCUCUACAGCAACGAGAAGGGCACCGAUGCCAAGGGCCAGCGCUGCGACAAGGGCUACUGGCUGGUCAACGACCAGGGGCAAGAUGAGCCCGUGUUUGCCGCACUCAAGGCAUACUACUCCGCCGCAGACGCAUUUGUCCGUCGCCACGCGCGCGCCCAUGGCGGCGCGGCGCCGGAUAUCAACGCGUUCCGCCGAUGGGCCGUGGCAAAGCUGGCGGACCUCACGGGUUAUGUGGGCGUGGCGCCGCCAAAGGUGCGGGAACUGGACCCCGCCGCGGCCCUGAUCGCCGGCGGCCACUAG
Messenger RNA from Monoraphidium neglectum, 1314 nucleotides. RefSeq lists its product as hypothetical. The coding region runs from base 1 to 1314 and encodes 437 amino acids. The transcript is spliced from 12 exons. NCBI's taxonomy places the organism in Eukaryota, Viridiplantae, Chlorophyta, Chlorophyceae, Sphaeropleales, Selenastraceae. The record is from RefSeq and is a predicted model, not a curated record.